This is a messenger RNA of Eucalyptus grandis, 1789 nucleotides long. RefSeq names its product IAA-amino acid hydrolase ILR1-like. Gene Ontology annotation, molecular function: IAA-Ala conjugate hydrolase activity. Bases 244 to 1551 code for a protein of 435 amino acids. Gene Ontology annotation, cellular component: endoplasmic reticulum. NCBI's taxonomy places the organism in Eukaryota, Viridiplantae, Streptophyta, Magnoliopsida, Myrtales, Myrtaceae. The record is from RefSeq and is a predicted model, not a curated record. The transcript is spliced from 5 exons. Gene Ontology annotation, biological process: auxin metabolic process.
CCCUCCUGUCUCUCUCCUGUCCGCUCUGGAAGCGCAAUUCCUCCGAUUAUAGAAUGACAUCCUCUCAAUUUCUUAACCCACUUGUCUGCUCCAAAAGGGACAAAGCAAGCCGACAAACUCCCACGCAUCUUUGCUGAAACCGAAACGUCAACCUCAAUUUCCCACUCUGUUUCAUCGCCCACCCGGCUUUCAGUUUCUUUAACUUCGAAUCGCGUUUGAGUUCCAGAGCCAUUCUUCUUCCAUAUGGGGCUCGCUCACUUGCUGCUGUUGUCGCUCUCUCUCUUCCGCGUCUGUGGGUCGUGCGCUGCGGAGCUCAAAUCCGAGCCCCAGCUCAGGCCUUUGACCCAAGACUUGCUGGAAUCGGCCAAGGACCCGGAGUUCUUCCGGUGGAUGCGGGACAUCAGGAGGAGGAUCCACGAGUACCCGGAGCUCGGGUUCGAGGAGCACCGGACGAGCCAGCUCAUUAGGGACGAGCUCGAUUCGCUUGGGAUCAAGUACAAGUGGCCCGUCGCCAAAACUGGCGUCGUCGCUUUCAUGGGGUCUGGAGAGAAGCCGGUGUUCGCUCUCAGAGCCGACAUGGAUGCUCUACCAUUGCAGGAACUAGUGGAGUGGGAGCACAAAAGCAAGAUUGAUGGGAAAAUGCAUGCCUGCGGCCAUGAUACCCAUGUGGCUAUGCUCCUCGGGGCAGCUAAAUUGCUCAAAGAGAGGGAACAUACGAUCAAGGGAACUGUAAAGCUUGUAUUCCAGCCUGGAGAAGAAGGUUACUCGGGUGCUUAUUACAUGUUGCAAGAUGGAGUUCUCGAUGACCUUGAUGGAAUCCUCAGCAUCCACGUCUUGCCUACUGUGCCGACAGGGUUCCUAGCUUCCAGGCCUGGCCCGAUGCUUGCAGGUGCUGGGGUAUUUUCGGCUACUAUUCAGGGGAAAGGCGGGCACGCAGCACUUCCACAUCACAAUAUAGACCCCAUUGUUGCAGCUUCAUCUGCAAUCCUCAGUCUUCAGCAAAUUGUAUCAAGAGAGACCGAUCCUCUUGAGGGAAAGGUGGUGACGGUCGGGUACAUCGAAGGAGGCCAUACCGCUAAUGUGAUUCCUGAGUCUGUCAAAUUUGCGGGAACCUUCAGAAGUUUGAGUUCCAGUGGUCUCUUAUCCCUUCAGAAGAGGAUAAAAGAGGUGAUAGAAAUGCAAGCGGCUGUUCACAGAUGUAAAGCUGUGGUGGACUUCGGAGAGGAUGGAGUGCCUCUUUACCCUGUGAUGGCUAAUGAUGAAGUCCUAUAUGAACACACGAAAAAGGUUGGAGAGAUCCUGCUCGGUGAAGGCAAAGUGCAACUUAUGCCAGUGACAAUGGGAUCUGAGGACUUCAGCUUCUUUGCCGAGAAGACUGCUUCUUUGAUUUUUGUGGUGGGGAUACAGAAUGAGACUCUGAAAUCGCAUCAUGUGCUGCACUCGCCGUACUUCUUUGUCGAUGAGGAGGCUUUACCCAUUGGAGUGGCUCUUCAUUCAGCUGUUGCGAUAUCGUAUUUGGAUGAGCACGCAGAUGCCAAAAGUGUGUCCUAACUAUGGCUACCUUAAGCCUCAACCUGUGUAAUAUAGUUUUAAAGGGUAACCCUUAACAUCUCUGGCCAGUGUAUUUGACCAGAGCUUCCCUCAUUCGCUAGCCAGUCUGCAGGUUUUUUGCCUUUACAAAAGGCGCGGGAUCUUGAUCUCCCUAUCGCCUUGAAUUAACAGAUAUGUGUAUAUCAAUAAGCAGUAGAGUAUUGCAUUCGCAAGAAUUUUCUUUGACUUGCUUUCGCAA